AUGUCUGAACAUCAUCGUAAACCACAUGCUAUGAAUACUGACGGGUCACAACGAGUGUCAUAUCUUAAGCCUAGAUCAAGAAUAAGCAUUUCUUGGGACAGAUUACUGUACAAUGUUCGUUAUAUUAGUCAGCAUUGGAAGGAUCGUAUAUUGGUGAAAGCUGCUGCUGUUAUGAUUGUUUAUACUAUUGGAUUGUAUGCUUUCAUUAAAAAAUAUUAUGGCAAUGAACAUCCACUAAAUCGUUAUCAAUGGAGGCAAAUGAAGAGAAAUGGCCAAUUAAGCGAGGAAAUGUUGCGUAAGGAAGAAAUUGUUCAAAAUUUUAUGAAAGCACGAUUUAGUAAAGUGUAUGAGAAGGAACCCGUUUAUUCCGUACGACGGCAAGGUCCUCCCGGAGUGUUGUGA
Messenger RNA from Brugia malayi, 402 nucleotides. RefSeq lists its product as uncharacterized. Lineage: Eukaryota; Metazoa; Nematoda; Chromadorea; Rhabditida; Onchocercidae. Bases 1 to 402 code for a protein of 133 amino acids. The transcript is spliced from 2 exons. The record is from RefSeq and is a predicted model, not a curated record.